GCGGGCAGAAGCAGCGCGUGGCCAUCUGCCGGGCCCUGGUGCGGAACCCGCCGGUGCUGCUGCUGGAUGAGGCCACCAGUGCCCUGGACUCGCAGAGCGAGCGCCUGGUGCAGUCGGCACUGGAGGCCGCCCGGCAGGGCCGCACAUCCAUCGCUAUUGCUCAUCGGCUGUCUACCAUCCAGGACUGCGACGUUAUCAUCGUCGUGUCCGAGGGUCAGGUCGCGGAGACCGGAACCCACGCAGAGCUGAUGCAGGCGAAGGGCGUCUACUACAAGCUCCAGCGUGGUCAGAAGGAGUGA
Messenger RNA from Symbiodinium sp. CCMP2456, 299 nucleotides. Lineage: Eukaryota; Dinophyceae; Suessiales; Symbiodiniaceae. The record is from the annotation of a GenBank genome assembly.